AUGUCGAUUCCUCAUCCAUGCCAAGGCAUUAUUCUUCUUCAGGUCUCCACUGAGGUAAACGGAGCCGUACUGCGAGCGCUAAAUCGACCUGCUGCACCGCGUCUGGAAGCUUUGCUGCGUAUGAUCGUUUGGGCUCAAAAGCAACUGGUCACGGAUCGAGAAGAGGAUCGAACAACAACAACAACUACUGCACCUCCUUAUUCCUCCACUUCUGGAAGGUAUGCAGGGGGCGCUUCCGGUGGAUCUACUGAUACGAACGCAAUCGCUCGAUCCCUUUUUGGCGGCACCUCUUGCUAA
Molecule: messenger RNA, 297 nt
Organism: Cooperia oncophora
Lineage: Eukaryota; Metazoa; Nematoda; Chromadorea; Rhabditida; Trichostrongylidae
Source: the annotation of a GenBank genome assembly